Messenger RNA from Penicillium brevicompactum, 2697 nucleotides. RefSeq names its product putative Ras guanyl-nucleotide exchange factor RasGEF. Gene Ontology annotation, cellular component: plasma membrane. The transcript has 7 exons. The record is from RefSeq and is a predicted model, not a curated record. Bases 1 to 2697 code for a protein of 898 amino acids. Gene Ontology annotation, molecular function: guanyl-nucleotide exchange factor activity. Gene Ontology annotation, biological process: Ras protein signal transduction; positive regulation of GTPase activity. NCBI's taxonomy places the organism in Eukaryota, Fungi, Ascomycota, Eurotiomycetes, Eurotiales, Aspergillaceae.
AUGACAUCGCAGUUCCGAACUGAAGCUCCGAGAGCCAUGGGCAAUCAGACUACCUCCGCUCCACAGAAUCUCGAAGCUGCGCGCAAUCCCGCCAUGGGACCUCGGCAGGAACAUGCUGUGCUGGAUGCGGUUCCAGCGGAGGGCCGCACUCAGGUCAAUCAGCCAGAAGAUCCGAGAAGUGGUCUUCCUGAAGUGACGAUCGCGGUGGUCGGCGAGGAAAAUGCGGGCAAGACCAGCUUCGUCAAGUGUGCACUGGACCUGAAGAACCCCCGCACGCGCAAGGUCGAUUUGACCCAGGUUCAGUUCGACCAGGACAAGAGGAUCGUCUGGCCCACAGGCAACGACGCUGCUGCGCCCGUCAUUGAUGGAGUGCUUGUCCUGCACGACGCCACCAAGCCAGAUAGGCUUUCGUUGACCACCAACCUCAUCUAUUCCUUGGCUGCCUCGAGUCUGCCUUUCUUGCAGGUAGCCUGCAAAUGCGAUGUGAAUCCGGAACCCGUGGAAGACAUCGAAGUGGAUGCGAUCCACGAUCAAUACGAGAUCUACCGAACCUCCUUCUCUUCGCCACGAUCACAACGGAUAUGCAUUGCCUUGGUGCUUCGUGGAGUAAUCUCGACUCAGGAAGAUCUCACGUCCGAGUUGGAUCUUGACAUCUCGAGUCCCGAUCCCUCCGCCACUUCACCGAGGACAACCACCAAAUCCUUCCCACUCCCACCCACUCCCACCCCUCACGAUUGGCAACAUACCCGUGCCAACUCCGAAACCCCCUCAACCGUGUUCGCCGGAGCCGCUGGCGGCCCACAAACGACGGUCUCGGAUCAAUGUGUCGAUAGGGACGAGAAUCGCCACUCAGCCGACCAGCCAAGCCCCAACCCGGCUGUACAGCACCCCUCAACUUCCCACCGUUAUGCCCGAAGUAACUCGCAACCGGUGCGACCGCAAACUCCACCAUCCGGAGCUCGUCUAAACCCGCGCAGACCAUCAGCACAAGAACAAUAUUCCCCAAUUCACGACAGCCGUCAGCAAAGAUUACAUAGCGCCUGGCGACACAGUGGAGGGUCAGACGCCUUCAACAGCUUCCUCAGCAUGGACGACGAUCUGGAAGAUGGGCAAAGCCGGCCAUCAAGCCCUGGCGCAAUCCUGCGGCCGAAGCCCAGCAGUGAAAGUAAUUCCAGCUCAGAGACUGGGUUUUCAUUCGAUGAACUAGUCGACCGUUUGACCGCCCUGCCUAUGUCGAAGCAGGACCAGAAAUUCGCCUCCAUCUUCCUCUGUCUAUAUCGCAAAUUUGCCGCUCCCGGUACUUUGCUGAGUGCCCUCAUAAGCCGAUUCGAGCGAAACGAGGCAAGCAAUGCCGACCAGCUCGCUCGCAUGGCGGACCAGCUACGACUACUUGAUAUCAUGGCUCAGUGGGCUUCUGAUUACCCCGGGGACUUUGCCCACACCAACAUUCGAAAACGCAUAAUUGAGUUCGUCAGCACGCUUGAAAAGAGUCAUUUCUACAUGUUCGCCGCCAAGGAGAUCGGGUCACAACUAGACACCAAUGCACAGGACGACGACAUUGGUUGGGCGUUUGGUGGAGACAGCGAUAUUGAUGAGUCUCAGCUGGUUGAGACGUUCUUCGACACUUCGGGGCGGAGCUCCCCUGCACAUAUCUUCGCAGGCGCUGCCACACCAGCCGCAUACGAGGAUGAGGAGGAGCAGGAUCCCAUCUACAGCAUGAGUGCGCUGGAUCUCAGUGAGGGGCCCCAUGAAUCCACAUCACGACUAUCAGGCACACUUUCGGUUUCUUCCAACGCCGCCGACAAACCUAACAGCACCAUCAACCAAUCAUUCACAUUACUGAGUCUCGACGCAGCCCAGAAAGAAGCUCUGCGGCUAGAUCUGACACUCAAAACUGCCGUUGGCAAGAUCCAAUGGCGGUUCUUCAUGGAGACGCCAGAAGAGGAGUUUGCAAGGGAACUGACGCGGAUCGACUGGGUUAUGUACAACUCGUUCCGGCCGCGUGAUCUUGUCCGUCACGUCAGCCUAUCGGGCAUUGACAAGGAUAAGGUCAAGAGCUUGACAAAUGUCAACCGAAUGAUCAAGCAGUUCAACCAUCUCGCCUUCUUUGUCGCCAGCAUGAUCCUCUUGCGCGAUAAACCCAAGCAUCGAGCGAAGGCAUUAGAGAAGUUCAUGAACAUCGCAGUGAAACUCCGCCGCCAAAACAACUACAACUCCCUGGGUGCCGUCAUCGCCGCUAUCAACGGUACCCCCGUCCUCCGCCUCACCCAAACCCGAGACCUAGUCCCCGUCCCCACUCAGAAAGAAUUCAUGCGUCUUGUCAUCCUCAUGAGCACACAAAGGAGUCACUUCGCCUACCGCCUCGCCUGGGAUAACUCAUUCUCCGAGCGAAUCCCAUUCCUCCCCCUCCACCGCCGCGACCUUGUCUCCGCCGAAGAAGGCAACAAGACAUUCGUCGGCGAAAGCAAAUCCCGCAUCAACUGGAAGAAAUUCGAAGUCAUGGGUGAAGUAGUUCUCGGUAUCCAACGAAGCCAAAAGAGCCCUCACCCCCAAGCUCAGAAGUUCGACGAUAUCGAGAGACUCAUCAUAGAAUCAAAGCUCUCUGGAAACGAAGAGGACUUGUAUGCACGCAGCUUACAUGUCGAACCGUCCACAGGAGCAGAAGGACGAAGGAAAUUCGGCUGGUUGCGUUCUUAA